Rhipicephalus microplus (southern cattle tick) is the source of this 318-nucleotide messenger RNA. RefSeq names its product ectin. NCBI's taxonomy places the organism in Eukaryota, Metazoa, Arthropoda, Arachnida, Ixodida, Ixodidae. The record is from RefSeq and is a predicted model, not a curated record.
AUGCUCGUCAAGUCCUGGUACGACGAGAUCAAACAGUACAAUUACAACAACCCUGGUUUCAGCGCCGCCACGGGUCACUUCACGCAGCUCGUUUGGAAGGACUGUCGACGCAUAGGCACGGGCGUGGCUCGAGGCCCGAAGGGAACCUACUACGUCGUGUCCGUCUACGAACCGCGAGGAAACAUCGUGGGCCAGUUUGCGGAACAAGUUCUCCAACCCAUUUCUGAAGGCGCAACGAGGCGAGGAGGCGGAAAUGUUCGCCACAAGAACAGGUGGCGUCACAGAAGACGCCACUAUGACGACGACUACGAUGACUGA